Plasmodium fragile is the source of this 2586-nucleotide messenger RNA. RefSeq lists its product as uncharacterized. The record is from RefSeq and is a predicted model, not a curated record. Lineage: Eukaryota; Apicomplexa; Aconoidasida; Haemosporida; Plasmodiidae. Bases 1 to 2586 code for a protein of 861 amino acids. The transcript has 4 exons.
AUGGGAGACAGACGAAUGGAGGUCCUGCCAGCUGGGUUUUCGGACUUUCGAGACCGAGCCUACUGGAAUAGCUUCUUUCAGUUUUUCGACAAGAAAAAUUUCGAGUGGUACGGGAACUACGGGGAUGUGCGGCACAUCGUUUAUCGGUGCAUACGGGGGCGGCUGGGCUAUUUCGCUGGGGAAAGCGGUGGUGAGGGGAGCAAAAACCCGAACGGUGAAGGAGGUGGCCAAUCGGAUGACAACUCGCACGGUGCAUGGGAUCACCAACCGGUGAACAAAAACUGCUUGCUCAUAAACUUGGGGUGCGGGAACUCCCACCUGAGCUACGAACUGUUCCAAGACGGGUUCUCCAACAUUGUAAAUCUGGACUACUCAGAUGUAGUGAUCCACAAAAUGAAAAAAAAGUUCGGAGAUAAAAUGGAGUUCCUAAAUAUAGACAUCAGCAACUCUGAGCAGUUUGAUAAUGUCCUAUAUAAAUUGGAUGAAGAGUCACAGAAAAAAAAAAAAAAAGUGGAUUACAAAAUUUUUUUUGACAAAGCUUUCUUAGAUGCAUAUAUAUCGUGCGAACAAAAUGAGGAGGAAAUUUGCAAAAGGAAUGCCAAGAGUUACUUCUCCACUGUCUUUAAACACAUGAACAAAGGGGACCUAUUCAUUAUUAUCACUCUUGCUCAGUAUUAUAUAAUUAAGGAGGUGGUUCGGAACGUGUACCACGAAGAUAUCAUGUUGGAGGUCUUCCCCUUUUUUUUAAAACACAACACCAGCGAGUUUAAAUACCACCCUUUUGUAUUCGCCUUCUAUCGAAUUCCUAAGGGGAGCAAAAAGUUCCAGGCAUAUAUAGUCAAUCCAGAAAAGGGUACCAGAAAUGUCAUUUCGUUGUGGAAGUUACCCAGUGAAAUUAACGAGACCAGGGGAAAUUUGAAUCUUCAUAUUUUUAAAAAAGGAAAGAGAAGAGUCCUAGACAUUUACAAUACCAGGUUGAACAGGUGUGAUUACAACGUAGUUGUUUACGACUCGUAUAUCGAACGCGCUACUUACAACACAGUCGUUGUUGUUGUCCCGCUGGGGUACGAGUUUCACUCCCUUUACUGCACAACGGAGGGGAACGAGGAGUUGGCUUCCAAGGCCCGGACGAGGAGGCUCCUCCUGGUGAUGAAGUCUAACUUCUUGGCCCCCUCUUGCCAAGAGGGCGGGGUAAAGGAGGUGGACCUUCCUCAGAGUGACAAGCGGGAAAGCCCGGUGCUGACCACCCAAGAAACGCAUGUGCACCAUGGCGUGUGCAAUGGGAAGGAACAAAGUGGUAAGGGGGAUACGGGCGAUGCAGAAGUGAAGGCACAGAAAAUAUACCCGCUCGAGAAUAACCAGCUGAGCGGCAACAACCAACUGCACAGCGAACACUCAGUUAACAUCCUACUGGAGUCCAUCAAAAAUGAGCUCACAAAUAUUUUGAACGAGGUGGCCCUUCCCAAUUCGGACAAUUUCCCCAUCAUGGUGUUAAACGAAAGCGUAAAAAACUGCAAAGUGAUUGCGCACAGGAAGUCGCACUACGCGUCUGGUAUCAUCAUAAGGGACGUCCUCGUAACGGAAGAGUUUCUCGCGGAAAAUUUUAACUCAGAUGAGGAGCAGGACAGGGGCUUCAAAUGUGAGAAAAGUAAAAAGAAGCGCAACGGGCAAGGGGGUACUCAAGGGAGAAGCCAAGAUGCAAACGCACAGAGAAGCCAACAGCACGAUGUGGAGGAAACCCUUCAAGCUAUUCUGAAAAACAAACAGGAGAGACGCUGCUAUUUUGAAAAAAAAGAAAUUUACAAAAGGCAAAUGAUAUUUUCAUACGACCCAUUGACAGUGCAGUCCGAGCUAUACAUCGAAUCGGCCAGCCAGUAUCACAUAAGCUUCUGCUGCAGUCUCUUCUUCGUGAUAAGUGAUAACCACAAGGAGGCCCAUAAUUUUUUCAACAUCUGUAUUUUGGGCGGAGGCACCAAUGUCUUCUCAAACAUACUAAAGUCCAUUUUUGCAGAUUUUAAUUUGCACCUCGACAUCGUCGAAAUUGACGAGACGGUAAAAUCAUUUUAUUCUCUUUUCUCUGAUGAGCAGAUGGAGGAAAAUAAAAAACACAGAACAAAUUACAUCAUUAAGGAUUCGCAUGAUUAUGUAAAGGAUCAUUGUGAGUCUCAAUUUUACCAUGCCAUCUUUAUCGACAUUAACAAUACGCAAAAUUCCUACGUCGAAAUGGAUGGCUGCAAGAUGUACGUCACUUGCCCACACGUACAAUUUUUGGAUGAAGAAAAUGUGCGCAGUGUUAAGCGUCUUUUGAAGGAAAAUGGAGUGCUUGUAAUUAAUGUGUUGACGCGGGAUGGAACUGUGAGGAAGCAUAUUCGUCUCUUCUUCCAGAAGAUCUUCGCGUCAGUCAUUAGUAUCCCCUCCACGAAUAAGGAAAUUAACGAGGUCUUGAUCUGUAGCUCGGAGGACAUAAGCCCAGAAAGGGUUUCUGCCUUCCAGAGGAGUCUCAUCGGAAUGGUCAGAACAAACUACAAUCGAUGGUUCUUAAAUUUUGAUUUGAAGAAUAUUCUCAAUAAUGUUAACAUAUUGUAA